Molecule: messenger RNA, 1428 nt
Organism: Bacillus rossius redtenbacheri
Lineage: Eukaryota; Metazoa; Arthropoda; Insecta; Phasmatodea; Bacillidae
Product: RWD domain-containing protein 4
Exons: 5
Coding region: 172-774 (200 amino acids)
Molecular function (GO): protein binding
Source: RefSeq, a predicted model, not a curated record
UAAAUUAUAGUAUUGGUAGCACUGCUUUCUAAUAUGGCUGCUAUUAAUGGAGCCGAAAUUAAUCCAGCAAUAUAAUACUUGUAUGGCUAUCAGCUGACGUUGGUGUUGUGAUAGGUUAUUAAUACCUAUCUUCAGCAGGGAAAAAGUCCGGUAGUGGUUCUGUAGGUGAAAAUGAGCGACCUCGAGCUCCAAGAAGAAGAGAGGGAGGUGCUUCUUUCUAUUUAUGAUGGGGACCCGGCGUUCAAGCAACUGUCUCCUACAACCUUCCAAUACAAGUACGGGGAUGACGAGAGUCCGAAGUCGUUCCUGCUGGAGCUGUCGUGGGGUCCCACGUACCCGUCGGAGCCACCGCAGUUCAACAUGGACACCUUCUACAACAAGCACGUUGUGCUGCAGGUGAAGAGGCGCGUGGCGGCCCGGCUGCUGGAGCAGAGCGGGCAGCUGCUGGGGGAGGCCAUGACCUACACUCUGCUGGAGUUUGCCAAGGAGCACUUCGAAGAGCUGGUGUCGGAGCAGCCUGAGACGGCGGCCGUGGAGGAGCUGGAGCAGGGCGUGGAGCGGGCGUCUCUCGCCGACCUGCAGGACGCGGAUGUGGUUCGCAAGCUGCCCAAGAAGGAGCAGCUGAGCAAGGCGCAGAAGCGCAAGCAGUGGGACCGCACCGACUCGAAGGGCACGCGGCCUCGCGGCUGGGACUGGGUGGACGUGGUGAAGCACCUCUCGCAGACGGGCUCCAAGCAGGAGGCGGAGGCCCCUUCCUCCGCCGCGGGCUCGUAGCCCCUGCCCCCCUGGCCCGCUGUGUUCCGGACCGCCGAGGCAUCCGUCGACCCCGGUGCUGCUUACUGCCAGCUGCAGCAGCGAUGCCUGCUGAGGAGGAUGUACCGGUAGAGCGUGUAAACAUAGAAUACAAUGAAAUUAACGAUUAAUCGCUACGGCAACAGUUUAUUUUGUUGCUGUCGGCGGUUGUUACAGGGAGAAUCGACUGUAUUUAAGUACCUGUUUCUUCAAUACCACCGUGGUUCCAGACAUAACAUGUGUGUGGAGGGAGUCCCUUGCAAGGAGGAAAUCAAUUAGGUCAAGACUUUAUCGUAUUGAGUCAUCCAACUGGUGUGAUGUUCGAAUGGAAAUGCUUGAUAUGGGCCUAGUGGACCGGGUGGCUCCCGUUUGUACUGCAGAAGUAGUAUAUGCUUGUCUUGGAAGAAACACUGUGGUAUUUUUUAAACACAAAAUUUUAAUUCUCCGAAAACUGGGACAGGUGUUUGAAUGCCUUCUGUUUUCAAUCACUGAUAACAGCAUGCUAGAAAACAAAGCGUACAGUUCGAAACCUAAGUGUAAUAUUUUUGUACUUUUUGUUGUAUCAAUUCAAUUAUUGGUUCAUUAAAUAUAUUUUAGCAAAAAAAAAAAAUAAAUAAAUAUCAUGAUGAUAAUGCA